This is a messenger RNA of Amoebophrya sp. A25, 1150 nucleotides long. NCBI's taxonomy places the organism in Eukaryota, Dinophyceae, Syndiniales, Amoebophryaceae. The record is from the annotation of a GenBank genome assembly.
CACAUAUUAAUGUGAAAAAAGAUUCAUCUGUAUCUCAUCAACGUGAACGUGAUACUAUCAAUGGUUCUUGCAACAUCCUGUGUCCCGGUCGACUAGUUUCUGACUCUGGAGGUGCUGUAGCACAGGACGCUUUUGUAUUGAGGAGGAUUCCACCACUUCCGCGUACAACUCCUGAGCGACGUAGACAGCGGGAGGAAUCGUCAGCAUCGGCAGCAUCGACGUCAGAGCUAGUGUUGCCUUUCAGAUCCUCAGUAGACGAAUUCGAAGAACGCGAAGAAGCACCAGCUGUAGGAGAGCGACCAGAAGUAGAAGUAGAAGAUAAUUACGAACUCGGCAUCGUCCUUGAUGACACAACCUUCCGUAACGAUUGGCAAACCCGGAGACAGUUGAAAGUCUGGUGGUUUGCCGCCGCAGAGCUAUCUCGUGUGGAUUUGGAGAUUCUCAUCUAUCAAGAGGACACCAUCGGACCACGUGGCAACAUCAAAAGCAAAUAUCUGGCUCACCAUUGGAAAGACACGAGUUCUUUGUUCUUUGUUGCGGCGCCGAGCUGUGGUGGGGGGACGAUAAGUAGUAGUGGUACGACGAGUUCUAGUAGCAUUACCGGUAAUAAUCUGCAGAGUAGUGCUAGCACCACGACAUCAAUAAGUAGAAAUGGUAUACAACUCCCAUCGGACCCGAUUUUUUAUUCCGAUUCGUACGCGAAUUUUGUCACCUCCACUCCGACUCCUACCACUCAAACUCCUGUACAACGACACGGCCUCAAAGAUAACUACGUUCUAAAAAUUCCUGCUCUCGUAUCAUCCUACGAGAUGCGGCUUGCGAUUACGGCUAUUCGGAGGUUGCAAACUCAAAGGGCGCGCGAACGCGAAGAACAACAAUUCAGGAAUCAUGUAUUGCAGAUUGCUGCAGCAGUUUCACUUUCAUCAGAUGAAGAAAAAAGUCAGAAACGAGCGUUGUACAAUUAUUUCAAGAACAAUGUUGGGUACGAAGGUGGGAGAACAGAAGUUGAAGCUAUAUCAGUCUCCGAAUUCUUCACUGACCUCUGUCAUUCUGACACGAGCUGUUUUGUUGGAGGUAGUUCCGCGUUUCCAAUUUCAUCAUCAAACGCAAUAAGCACGUUCACAACGACUUCAUGUAGGCCUAGAAGGGC